Molecule: messenger RNA, 13960 nt
Organism: Ruditapes philippinarum (Manila clam)
Lineage: Eukaryota; Metazoa; Mollusca; Bivalvia; Venerida; Veneridae
Biological process (GO): lipid transport
Molecular function (GO): lipid carrier activity; calcium ion binding
Source: RefSeq, a predicted model, not a curated record
GACAACCCCGAGCAUUGGCAAUUUACUCAUAAAUUCUUUUUCACGGUUGGGAACGACAGUGUCGUGACAUUCGUGCAUUUCCACCCAGAAGAAAAGAAUGAAGUCCUAACAAUGAAAAAAGUUUUAACAAGCACUCUGUCCGUAAAAAGACAGGUAGAUGAUGGCGAUCACUGGAGAUUCACGUCUAAGGAAGAAGAUCACGCAGGUGAUCUAGAACAUGAGUAUGAAGCCACUCGCCACAGCGACGGUAUAACAUUCGUCCGCAAACAUCAAAGCUUGCAAGAUGUUCAUAGACUUCAUAAUAAGACGGUUCAUCUUGAUCUGAGGGGUACACCAGUGCACAUAGAUGCCCUAGAUAACAUUACAUUACGCCACACGCCAUCUAAGGUGUCCAGUAAAACAAUGGAUGGCUUUCAAGAGAUAGAAGAGGAAUAUUCAGGAGAAUUCCCGAAGAUCGGCUCUAUAUCAAGAAGUAAGAUGAAGAUGACAUCUAAAAGGAAGCAUAAUGAAUGGACUAGCCACAGUCUACGUGGCAUGCAGAAAGAUACACUGACUGUACGACAGGUUCUUCCAGAGAAAGUGGCACUGCAGAAAGUGGCGAAAGAAAUACAAAGUCAUCUGGCGUGUGUUCAUUCUAUAGAAAAUAAAUAUGAUAGAAACAGAACAGAAUGUGUGCAUAAUUUGCGAAAAUUGAUUUAUUCCCUGAAGAAAGAAGACUUCUUAAAUUUCGGCACAAAAGUACUUACACGCACCUGUGAAGAAAUCGACAUAUUAUGUAAAGAUGAAAGAAAUCUUUUCAUAGACAUUAUAGCAAGCGAAGGAAGCGUUGAGGCUCAGUUAAUGGUUCUUGAUUUGGUCAUGCGUAGGCCAAAUGUCAGUGAAGACGACUUAAGAAGAUGCUUAUUUCAUGCAAUAGCCAUAACAUCACCGGCACUUGAAAUUGUCCAGCACAUUGAGGCCCUCUGCUUCGGUGAGGAUUCAAGACCUGGAGAGACACCUACGUUAACAAAGACCAGGAAAAGAGCAUGUUUAUCACUUGGGGCCAUGGCUAAAUCACUACAUGACAAGAACAUGACUGAGUCUGACAGAAUUGUUGAGAAAAUUGAAAACUGGCUCGAUCAUCACAAUGAAACAAGAUCAAUGGAGAUUGUAAAACCAAGAAAAAGACGAUCUAUAACUCAGCAUGAUAUGACGGCUAGAAAACAUAUUGAAACAAAGAUGGUGCUCAUUCAGAGUCUUGGAAACGCAGGAAAAUCUAGAUCAAUGAAGCAUAUCAAGUCAUAUAUGGAGCCUAAUGUUGGUGUAACCGCAUGGCGCCGAGCAGCUAUACAUAGCCUUAGACAUUUCUCAUGUAACGAAAGCGUACAUGCACUUUUAACGAGUGCUUUACAUGAUGACGAUGAUGUUGUUCGAAAAACGGCAGCACAAGUUUUGAAGAAACAUCCAAGAAGUGACAAAUUCACAAUAGAUCAAGAAAAUGUUGUCCUGAGCAAGAAUUACAGUUAUCCUAUUGUUGCGCGUAUACGACGAAGUUCGUUCCAGACUUUGGAACAGGGCAUCCAAGUUCUUAUCGAACCUCCGGGUAUUGAAUGGGACAAGACGAUCGGAAAUAGUGCUAUUGGAGCAAGUUUUGGUCUUCAUAUACGAAAUAUUCUUGACCUGAAGUUAGCACUUCUAAGCGGCCAUUUCAUGAUAGACGUCUAUGACGGCGCUUAUGCGGAAGCUCACGUUGGAUUGAUCAACUAUCAAGUUAACAUCGUCAAAGCUUAUGUUUGCUUUAAAGGUCAUAUUGCGUAUGAUCUCAAUGUAUUAAAGGACUUCGGUAUCAACAGCUUGUCGGACUUGGUGCACAUCUAUGACAAAAUCCUCGCGAAAAUUGUAACUCCGAUAACAGAUGCUGUCAAACAGUUUAGAGAAAAUAUCAUGCCAUUUAAAGAUAUUGUCAAAAGUUUUGUAAAAGUCGUGAAAGAUCUACCCACAAUUCUUGGAGAUGUGGCUCAAAAGCUAAAGGAUUUUCUUGUGCAAAUAUUUAACAUUGCUGGAUCCACGACAGUGGAAGAAGUAAAAAUCAUUAUACAAAAUGUCCGCAAUUUCGUAGAUGGUAUUAAGCAAGAUGUCUUAAAAUUUUACAAUGAUAUCGUCGACGUCGUUACUAUUGGCCUUCCUUACAUAUCGAAGGAAAUUGUUGAUGGAUUCAAUCUAAUUAUAAGUGCUUUAAGCCAAUUAGUUAACAAUCCUAUGCAAGCAAUAACAUCGAUGUCAAGGGCCAUAUCGAACAUUAAAAUUGCGGUAACAAUGGUUGUAGAUAUCAAAGAUAAAGUGAUUGACGCAUGUAUGUUUUUGAAAGGUCGUGCAGUUGAAUGGUUGAAUACAGCUAAGCAGAUACCAAGUAUAAUCAGGCGACUUGGUGAAGCUCUGAAGAAACUUGUUAAGUCAAUUACUGGUCGUAAACGUCGUGACCUGAAGUCAGAAAUGACCAAAGAACUUAGUGAUGGCAUCGGUGAUAUGAAAAACUCACUCCACAACUUGGAAAGUGAUUUGAAAGCCAAAUGGGACCAAGUUCUUGAGCCCUUACAACCUUUAACUAAUAUUGUGAAACCAUUUGUUGAUGACUUUAAAUCAAUUAUGGAUCUGAUAAAAGGAGUGAAAUGGGGUUAUAAAACUGUCAAAGCAGUAAUUGAAACCAGCAAAUCACUAGUACAGAAAGUUUUUGGUCCAAAAUUCCACAUAAAUUUUCCGACAGAAAGGCGCAAGGCCAAAGGAUCCUGCAAAGAAGGGGUAUGGCCAUCAACGACACAACACACAUACCAAACAACUGGUGUUGACAUAACGUUAGGAAGGGGAAAGUCGAUAGUAAUGCCAGUGAAUGGAAUCCUGCAUGUUCAAUCAUCUAGAAAUCGAGUUAUCGUUCAGCCAAUAGACCCCGAGUUUAUAGUUCUUGAGAUCGUUAUUGAAAACAUUGACCCCGAUGAAAAGUGGGACGGGAAACAAGUGAAGGCUGGUGACAAGAUUGGACGGGCGUCAAAGGCACCAAAAUGUAAACCAAAUUUUAUCCACGUAUCUGUACGGCAAACUCAGGAUGAAACUAUUCCAGACGUGGAUUAUGACUAUACUGAUCCCGGACCAUUUUUAGAUCGACUGGUCCCCAUUCCAAAGUGGAUACAAGAAUGUAAUGACCAUGAGUUUAGGUAUAUUGGUCAAACUUUUGUGUCUGGAGAGACAAACCAAGAAGAAGACCCCGAGUUAAAAGAAGAGAAACUUGAAAGACAAUUUGCAGAUGCUAAUGAACUGGGUAGUAUGCUGGGACAGGAGAAUUCUGCAUACAGACCUAAAAUUCCAAACAUUUUAGACAUAGUAAACGUAAAUAAUAAGACUGUUUAUUGGGUAUUUGCAAAUUUGGCACAAGGAACACAACUUUUUAAUGACUUCAACAACUUGGUUGAUAAAUUGGCAUAUUCCAUGGUUGCUGUUCCAGUCGGGAAUCCAGCAACUAUGUCACUAUCCUUUGUUAAGAAAUUUAUAAAGUUGCAAGGAAUUACUGGCUCUGUAAAAGGCGGAGAUGUCAGUAACGUCGCUGAUAGUUUGAUGGAAACAGCUGGAAAAGUAUGCCCGUGGUUUAAAGGUAGAAUUGCUGCUGGAUUUGGCCAUGUUUGCACAGUACACGAGUGUUGUUUAGGUAUCACCUGCAGUGUUCCCGUCCAAUUUGGCGCAGAAACUAAGCACGUUGAAUUAAGUUUGGAUGUUAAGCCUGGUGAUUUAAAACUAGUAUUUAUAGUCAAUGGGGUCUCUUUUGAAUUCACAGCCAAUGCAUUAGACGAAGAAAUUAACACGGGCAUUCAUCUUUUUGGCAUGAAAGUAUUUUUGGUAACGAUCGCUGAAUUUCAGAAAGGCGUUGUUUCUAUUACUACUGAAGUGAAGCUGUGUAAUGGUCUCUUUGCUACAUGCUUGCGACCAAUCGAUAUUUUCCAUGAAAUCAAGUUUGAUUUAGGAAAGUCAUGCAAGGCAAAGCGAUCGACCAGUUUUAGCUCUAUAAAUACCAAGGCACAAAUUCUUGAAAUGUCAAUACCAACCUUCGUGGCACAGCUUGGGGAAUAUAUGUUAUUAGAUCGUAAAAGCGCAAGGGUGUUUGAAGAUGUUAGAGAUACAGUUGUGAAUGAGCUUAUGAACGAAUAUGCAGACAAACCUGGCGAAAUAGGGGAAGAGUUUAAAAAUAAAAUAGAUUUCUGUGUUAGUGCAAAUAUUCCUGUACCACCGAUUGACAUAAAAUUCUUCAAAGAUAUUCAGCUAUUUUAUCUGGUUGGACCUGUUCCUUUCUCGCUAGGAUUUGGUGGUGGUGGAAGUGUCGGCUUGGGUGUUAAAGUUGGACUUUGUGUACUCAGUAUGACAACACAGUUAACUUUGACACCGUGGGUAGGUGGUAAAGUAUGGGGCGAUAUUGCUGUUGACAUAUUCAUUGCAAGGGGAGCAAUACGUUUAAUUGGAUAUUUAAUGGAAACCAAAUUCCCCAUGACUACAGAACUUGUCUUCUCAAAGUAUCCUAUUGAUGUCGGGGCAAGGAUGGACAUGGUGUUUACUCCUCUUCGUCUUCAGCUAAAAGCUGUUGUAGAGUUAAAUCUUUUCUUUAAACGGGUAACCGUGUUUGAAGGUUUACUUUGGGAAUAUGCUGUACCAUCAAUCCGCAAAAAUAUUUUCAACAAGAAAAAACGAGACGACGACCCAUCCCCUCCUGAAAUUUUACCUAAUACAAUAAAUGAAAGGAAAAAAAGAUCAGGGACUAGAGGGUGUUUUGUACAACAAGUAUUUGGAAGACCAUUCUACGAUCCAGCCUUUAGAAUAGAAAUGCACGCACAAGAUGAAGUCAGUGAGGUAAAAUUAUUUUAUGCGAUUGGAACACAUCGUGGUGGAACAAACGUCGUUGAUUGGACUGAUAUGGGAGGUAACUCACUCAUGGUACCGUCAAAACUUCCUGGAGGUAUCCCUUUAUACUGGUCAGUCAAGGCACAAAAUAGUCAAGGCUUGUCUUUGAUAAGUCAAUGUUUCCUUAUUACAUAUGAUAGCACACUGCCGGACGGGAGAGUGGAACAUCCUUAUAAGUUUUCAAGUCAUCCAAAUAAAAUCAUUGCGUCAGUCGUAGCCUUUGACGACAGUCCAUUGGUAGAAACUCACUACAAAGCUGUAGGCUUUAGUCCCGGACAAUCCGGGUCUCAAUUUGAGGAUUGGCAGGAGCUCCGACUUGAUCAUUCUGCAACACGAAAUGGAGUGAUCGGUGCUUUAAAACAUUUCACAAUUCCUAGGGAGGGAAAGUUGGUGGCAUGGAUUCUAACGUCGCAGAAUACCCCGGAUGCAGAGACUUGUGCUAAGACAUGCAUAAGCUAUGGAUCGAACUGUGUGUCCUUUGACUAUGAGUAUCACUCGGAGACAUGUGAUUUACAUGAUGUUGUACAAGGUGCAAAUGCUUACUUGCGCAUAAGCGGCACAUACAGUAACUUCGAAAGACUUGGCACUGGCUAUAAUACUCCGAUAGAAUACUCUGGCUUGCCGCUGACACAUGGUUCAACAUACUUUGUUAACACAAAAGUUAGGAACGUUCUAGGUUAUGAUGCUUAUCUUGUAGGCGAAGGAACAAUGGUAGAUUUUACUCCACCUGAACCCGGCAUUAUUAAGAAUGCACGCCAAGAUAUUUUACGAGCAGAUAAAUGUAACGCAGCUGUAACUCAGCAAUGUAUUGACGUCACUUGGGAAAACAAUCAUAGAAUAAUUAUAGAUGGUAAAGGCUCUGGUACAGUUUUUAAUGGACACAAGCCCUUGCUAGACGAACUUUACACUCUGAAUAACAAUUAUGUGUCAGCCAACUGGAAAGGUUUCCACGAUGACGAAAGCGGUUUGCGGGGAUUUACAUGGGCCAUCGGAAGAAAUGUUUGCGGCACAGAUCUUGUCCAAUUUAAUGACCCAUAUGUACAUUUAACAAGCAAGAAAUUUUGGACUGAUUCUGGAUUUCAUAAAGGGAUUCAUCUUGAUGACGGUCCAUACUAUAUAACAGUUCAAGCUUUAAAUGGUGCAGAACUAGGUGGAUCACUUGUUACGACAGUUUGUCAUUCUACUUCAUUCACCGUUGAUACAACACCUCCUGUUUUUAACGGUGUAACAGAUAUUAUUUACGACGAGGAUUUUGACCUUAUUGCUAUAUACUAUAACGCCACAGACGAGCUGUCUAAAAUAUCUGACGCUGAAUUCGGUCUUGGUAAAACAAAGUAUGACGUUCAGUUGAAGCCAUACAGUCUCCAUGCCUCAAAGGACAGGGAUGAUCCUUUCGUAGCCGUAAAGGAGCUUGGUUUACAAGAGGGAAUACCAGCAUGGAUCCGUAUUAGAGUAACAAAUAAUGUUGAACUAUUCACGGCUGGACACGGAGAUGAACCAAUACUGAUAGACAAGUCUCCGCCCAUAGCUGGUAAUGUUCUAGAUGGAGACCGUCUCGGUAAUGACAGAGCUUUUCAGGCAGACGAUGAUAAGAUAUGUGCUCAAUGGAUUGACUUUUUUUAUCCAGAGUCAGGACUAGAUAGAUUUCUAUGGGGUGUUGGAACCAAACCUGGAGACGACAAUAUCGUAAAGUUCCAUAAUCUGACAAGAUACGAGAAAUCAGCUUGCACGACUGCCCGUUUAGCGCAUAACAGGAUGUAUUACUCUACCGUGUUUGCUUACAAUAAUGCUUUAAAUUCAAAGUCAGCAAAUAGUUCAUCUGGUGGAGUUCUUGUUGAUGUGACAUAUCCGAUAGCCGGCCACGUAAGAGAUGGUAAAACUAAUGAAGCUGAACUUAAUUUUAGUUCAGAAACUGUUUCCAAGUUUACAAAUUGGAACGGUUAUUAUGAUCCAGAAAGUGGUAUUGAUCACUACAGGGUAGAUGUGGUCAUAAACAACGAGAAAAGAGGAAUAUUUGACGCUGGAAAGGCAACAGAAUUUGAAGAUCAUACAUUAUCGAUGGAACACAAAGACACAGUUAAAUUUACUGUCCAUGGUGUCAACGGCGCUGAUCUUGAAAAUGAGUCAGAAAGCAAUGGAUUUGUGGUAGAUUUGACAUCGCCUACUCUUAAAGGAAUUACCGAUAAUGAUAAAGCCUUGACGUACCAAAGUAACAAUGAAAGAAUGGAUGUGAUGUUUGAAUUUGAAGAUACAGAGUCAGGCAUUAAAGAAUACAGAGUUGUCAUUUAUGAAACAAGAUAUGGUGUUAAGCAGAAAUUCUGGCCUACCGAUAGCCAUUACAAUAUAUAUACCCCCUCUACACCUUUCUUCACAAAAGUGUCUUCUACAGUUGAUGGGUUAUCAUUGAGAGAUGGUGCUUUAUAUUCAGUGCAUGUGACAGCACUUAAUUGGGCACUGUUGGCAUCAUCGCAUGAGACAAAAGGUGUAACAGUUGAUACAACUCCACCACAGGAACCAAAAGUUUACAUUGGACUCUUCAAAGACGAAGAGGAACUAGAUGAUGACGGAAAUGUUUUACACUAUGAUCAGAAUGGUAUACGUGUCAGCUGGUCCUGUAGAGACCCUGAAAGCGGUAUCAAAUGGUACCAAGUUGCCAUAGGAACAACUGAAUCUGACCAGAAAAGUAUUCUGAAUUUCACUGACUACGGAGUUGAAAUUACUGCUUACAUUCAAAAUAUACAUUUUCAAACUUCUAAAGAAUCCGGCAUUAAAUACGUCGUAUAUGUUAAAGCAGAAAACGGAGCGGGAAUUUAUUCAACUGCCGGACAGUCGAAGCCGAUUUUCGUACAAAAAUCUAACGUCGCAGGAAUAGUAUUUGAUGGUAGAAACCUUUAUCAGGAUGAGAUGUAUACGACUGAUUAUACAUCAAUUGCAGCAUCAUUCUAUGGUUUUGAGAGUGAGAGUUGUAAUAUUCUAAACUAUGAAUGGGAAAAUGGGGCACAUUUCUUUGGCAAGAAAGUUUUAUCAAACCUGGGGGUUCCGGGGUUUCGCCCUUGCAGUUUCACAAACAUUGGGCCUGGAACCGGUAUGAAGUUUCUAUCGGACAUGCUCCGCUAUGCUGCGCGACAUCAAAGACUAUACGCCAGUCCAGUUAGGAGAAACGGUCAUUGGGAAAAUGGAAUGAAAUAUUUUGUAACUGUAAAAACUAUUGACUUUUUAGGUCGUACAAAGAUUGCACGUUCAGACGGCGUCUCAGUUCGUAUUCAGCCGCCUGUUCCUGGGCUAGUAAGAGAUGGACUUUUUGAGGAUUUGAAUUAUCAAUUUAGUACAACUGAAUUAUCUGCAAAUUGGGAUGAUUUUGAUGGCUCAAAAGACCCUACACAAGAUAUUCACCAUUACGAAGUUUCUAGUAAUGACAGACGUUACGAGAAAACAAGAUCAAAUAUUCAUUUCUUUGUCAAUGUUGGACUUAAUACUUCAUUCACAAUUAAAGCUUUAAAUCUUACUUCAAAAUUAGUGAAAUAUUUACUCCACAUUUCCCGGUCUUUAUAUAUAGCAGGGGGUUUUAUGCAAAAGGUUUUUUCCAACGGCAUCCCAAAUUUGGUUUUAAUGAACGAUAUCACUGCAGGUACAAUGUCAAUUGAUAGAUACCAAUCGUCUACGACAUUUGUAGAGGUAUCUUGGACAGAAUUUAGAUCAGACAUUGAUAUUAUUGACUACGUAAUCGGUAUAAGUAUCCAUGACAAUGUCAUAACAAACGAUACCCAUACGUGUUCGACAUUUUAUCGUAAUUCAAAUGAGUAUGCCAUUUUUGGUUUAUCAAGCGUUGGCUUAGAUGAAUACAAGAAGGUAUCGGGCCUAAAACUAAAACAUGGAGAUAAGUACUUUGUUACAAUUAUCGCCAAAGAUGAAGCUGGAAUGUGUAUAGGUAUUACAAGCGAUAAAAUCCUCGUCGACACAUCACCACCACGCAUCGGAUCUCUGUUUGUCAAUAAUAUUCGCAGCGAGACUGUGCUUUUUGCUGAUUCAGGUUCAGAAAUGAGAGUAAAGUGGAUUGAUUUCAACGAUAUCGAAUCUGGAGUUAUAGCAACAAAAGUGUCUCUUCUUGAAUGCAAGAAAUGUGGUUAUGAGAAUGUAUCUAAUUCAAAUUGUAUCCCCAUAGCCGAGGAUAUAGUAGAAAAUGAUAACAAAACUGCUUUCUAUGAACUUGAAUUGAGUUCACAAAAUGUAUACCAUAUAAAUUUUACCUUUACAAAUGGGGCAAAAUUGGUGACAAAUGUUUUAAGUAAAUCUAUUUUAGUAGAUACAAGUGUCCCGUUUCCAGGUAAUGUGAAGAUUGCAAAGAACUGGUUCUCUUUGGAUACAUUCCAGCAUUCAACAUCAGAGUUACAUGGUUUAUUAGCUAUUGCAUCGACGUCUGAUGAUUAUGCUUGCCCAACACAAAAACAUUACUUCCCAAAUGCUCAGGAUAUUGAAUUUCAUGUAUUUUCUGGCGACUUUAGUACAGACUUCGUCAAUGUUAACCGUACUGGAGCUUUUCUUGGGAUAGGUUAUAACGCCGACUUAAGUGAAAUGACCAAAUCAAGUAUCGUGUCUGAACCACUUACUUUGGAAAGAGGUAAUUAUACUCUCAUGGCCCUGACUGCAAAUGGAGAGAAUAUUGUUACAACUGUUGCUCUAAUUACUGAUAAUGUUGCUGUACCGUUGGUCAUUAAAGAAAAACCUGUUGAAGUUGAAUUUGAUGAAAGUAUAUUUGAAAAUAUGACGGGCCUUGAAGUUCCUGAAUUAAAUAUCACGGACACAAACACAACAUCAACACCAAUUACAACUAGAAGAAAUCCUGUGUCUUUCGUGCCAUUUAAUGAUAGUAUAAGUAGUACGGACACUAACUUUGACACUGAAGAAUAUGGCUUCGGAGUACAUUUUCUAGGAUAUAAAAUUGCAAACAAUAAACACUGGCAUCAUGUGUUCUGGGCUAGAAAUAAGUUCACAAACAUACAAAGAUGGUUCAGCUUUCCAUUUGAUUUUUCGGCUAAAUAUCAUAAAGUUACAAUCCGAGUAGACAAGAAAUCAGAAUAUUUGGAAACAGCUUUAGAUCUUACGCUGAUUAUUGAUGGUGAAGAAAUUAUAAAUAUAGCUGGUUUCAAAUUUUUUGGUGACAUGAAAAUAACUGUAUUGACUUGGAAUGAAAAUGGAUACAAACCACCGAUAACAGAUAUUUACAAGCCGUUUUACAGCGACGCCGUGAUUCGCCAGAUUGAUAUACCAGAUGAAAUGGAUAAACUGUGUCGUCAUGGUCGAGGAUUUUAUGACGGGGAAAGUAGUGUAAAAGAGAUAUGGCUCGGAGUUUCUGACAAUAAAUUUGAAUUCGGCAAUGUGCUUCCUUUGUCACUGUAUCAACAAUAUUGCUUCCCUUGCCAAGGGCUAUGCGAAACCCUCUGUAAACAGCCAUGUGCACACAAAACACUUUAUGACGGGUUUGAAUUAAUUUCUCUUGACUUAAAAGGUUUAGAUAUGAAAUCUAGUAGUGUUGGUGAUUCAUGCUACAAUGUUUCAAGUGAUUUAAAAUGUAACAGUACAGCGUACUAUAUGAACGUAAAGGCCGUUAAUUAUGCAGGCUUAGAAUCCUUAGUGUAUUCAAAUGCCAUACAGAUAGACCUUACGCCACCGGAAUGUGACUAUGUAAAGUGUCUAGAUCCUGAUUAUAGUAAAGAUGAACCGACACAACAUUUAGGAUCAAGUUCUACAAUCGGUGCAUAUUGGGACUGUUCCGAGGAUGUAAGUCAAAUUGAAUCAUAUAUUGUACGCAUUUUCAAUUCUAUCAAUAAUGAAAUUGUAAUGAACAGUACGUCAGUUCAUUUGAAAACAAAAACAGCGUUCAGAUUAGAAAAUGGUACUUUUAGAGAUGGUGAAAACUAUGUAGUAGAAGUGACAACGGUAAAUACCGCCGGUUUAUCUGUUACGAAAAGCUGUAGCGUUCAAGUCAGUUUAUUUCCACCGGAUACAUCUGGUGCGGUAACUACACCACUUUUCACAAAUGCAUUGUCUGUGUCGGCAGAUGCGGAUGCACCAUAUUGGACUACAUCACAAACAGAAAUAGGAAUAGCGUGGCAAGGUGGCAAUUCGAAAAUAGAAUAUUAUGAAUGGCAAAUUGGAACAACAAGGGACGGACAGGACCUUUUUCCACCAGUGAAAGUUGGGCAGAAAAAAGUUGGAUCAUCUGCUAUUGUCUACGGAAAGCUUGAGUUUGACAGGAGAGCAAUAAAUAGAUCAGUAGCGGAGUUUAGAAAUAUGACAAGUAUGACGCCAGAUGAAAUACGUAACAUAACCGAAACAGAUGAGAAGGAGAAGGCUUUCUUUAACAUGGAACCGGGUCGCUGUGUACACCAGUCCCUUUAUGCUAUUGGAUUUUCUCACUUAAAAAGUAAAAUACAAGGAAAAACUGUUUGUGUCAAACGUGUAAAUGAUUUAUUCUUAAACGGGACGCAAAAGCAGGUCCUGGCUUCAAAACCAAAAUCAUCAGAUAAAUGGAGUGCCAGUGUAGUACCUUUGCCACAAAUUGCUAUUGAUGCCAGUCUUAUUACUGGUGGUUUAAGCUUAGGAACUUUAACAAAAGAUGAUCUGUCUAGUAACUACGGAAGUGCUGCUACUGUGGAUUAUAAACCUUUCAUCAAGGACCCUGAAACUUCACUUGAUCAAACGACAAGACUUCUAAGAAACAGGAUUAAAAAGUUGUGUAAUACGACAUUCUUUGUAUCACCGUCUCCAUUGGCUGAAUACGAACAUAUAAGGAUAAAUAUAACCGUACCUGAUGGAUGUGAGAAAGAUCCAGAUAACCAACCUGCUUUAAUGUUCUGGAAUUUCGACAAGGAGCAGUGGGUUCAUGUAGACGAAGGAUGCAGGGACCAUUUGACAGCUGUAGUGUCUUCUAAUGUUUAUCUCACUGAGAUAUGCAAGGCAAGUACGGAGACAACAUCCUUAACAAAGAGAGCUUCGACAUUUAUAUACAAGUAUCCAAGACUCUUUGCUCUUUCUCACAUUUCUCGCAAAUUUCCAGAUAACCCACCAAUUAUAUUGACUGAUGUUCUGUACCUUACAGAAGAUACUUCUAGUGAACUGCACAUAAAAACUGUUGAUUUAGAAAAUGAUACUCUUGUAUUCGAAAUAACAAAAGACCAAUCAAACGUGGUUUGUGAAAUUCAAGAGACAAGUGGUUUGCUCAAUUGUACACCUUAUGAAGAAUUUAAUGGCGAAGACUCUAUUACGGUUAAGGUUACGGAGACAGGUCUUCCAGAUUACGAGGAAGUUCUUGUCAAUGAAAAGAUAAUAACUCUGAAUAUAUUAGAAGUUCCAGAUAGAACGGAUAGGUACUUUAUUGAUUCGAAUAGUAUAAUUUAUUCAGAUAUUCGACCCUCCAUGACAAUGACUUUCAUCCUCAAUGCAAAUCAAUCAACUUCAUUUUACGCUGGAAAAAUUUUGUUGGCAGAUGUUGACAUAAAUGAAGAGUUUGAAGUCAAAGUGAACUUUAGUCCUCUUGGAAACUCAACAUACGAACUUGUUAAUGCGAAUAGUUCUUAUAUUGAUUUAGAGAAUAUUACAUCAAAGUUAUACAAAAGCUUACGGGCAUAUGACGUUAGUUUUGAAUUUUCUCCAGAGGUCAGUGGCAACAUGAGUCUGCAAUUCAUCGCAAAACUAGCAGAUAGCAGUUUUACCCCAUCUGUAACAGUGCAGUUAUUCAUUUUGAAUAAUCCGUGUGUUUAUGGUCAGUGCAGUUCGCUUACGAGUGUAGGAUGUGACGACAUACUACGAUCCAUAUCAUUUACAGAUUUCCAGUGUGUGUGUUUCCCUGGAUAUGGGGGUCAAUGGUGCCAGACUGAAACAAAUGAGUGUCAGUGGGAACCAUGCGCUCUGAUGUUUGACUGUGAAGAUUUAAUAAACGACUAUAAAUGUAACAUCAACAUACCAAAAUUAAUGGCCAUUUUGAUAUGUUCAAUACUUGCUGUUGGAGGGGCGUCUAUUCUGAUUUGGAAGUUCAUAUAUAGGUUCAAAACUUAUAACGUCAACAAAGUAGCUCCUAACACAGUUGAUCUAAAGAGCUUAGAGAUUAACGAGACAUUUGAGAUGGACGAAGAGCGGCCUACAACAAGUGCUUCAAUAUUUCUAGAAUCUGCUCGAUCAGGAACAGCUGCAGCUUUAACAUUACUGGACGAUUCCAUCAAUGUUUCUGCAAUUACAUCAUUUACAACAGCGCCAGGUGUAAUGCUUCCUCCACACCAUACAAUCAAGCACAAGGGGUUAAAAUCUUCAAAACCCUCGUUUAGACCGGGUCAGUUGCUGCUGUCUUAUCCAAGGGAAGUCAUAGAAGCGAAGAACACGUCAUUGAGUACAAGUAAAUUGGCGUUCAAGACCCAUGGAGAUCCAUAUGAGUUUGAUGAUUCCUCCCAACGGACAUCUGAAUCACGGAAUACCGAAGUAAUUAGAUUAUCUGCUAUUGAUAUCAAAAAGAUAUAGAUAUGACGUUUUAGGACAUGAUUUGCUUUACAUUUAUAUGUUGAUAUGCUUUAUUGUUUGGUUUCAUUUAUCUUUGUUAGAAAUGCUCUACGCUGUUUUUCCAAUGAUAUGUGAUUGAUUGAGUUUGUUAGUGUUCGUUUACUGAAAUAUGUUGCUGAUUUUUUCCUUGUUAUGAUACUACAUGCAUGUUGUUUAUGUCAAAAGGAAUGUGAAAAUAGGUCUGCAGUAAUUUCUUAAUAUUAAUGAUGCUUUUGCAAGGGAAACAUAGGUGACAUUAUUUUACUUCAACAAUAUUUUCAUUAAUCAUUACGAGUAGUAAAUAUACAUAAAACUCCGCUAAAAACUAGCAAAAUUUUAGAAACGUGUUCUUUACUUGAUAGUAUGCAUUUGAGAACUAUAUAAUAUAGUUAGUGAAAACAUUUUUUACGGCACUUCAUUGUACGUAAUAUUUUGUGUGUGUUUGUACAAAUACAACGAUGCAUCUUUUUAUGUUGCUAUUUGUUAUCGCUUUGCAUAAUUUAGAGUAUUAAAA